Messenger RNA from Cooperia oncophora, 2811 nucleotides. The record is from the annotation of a GenBank genome assembly. Lineage: Eukaryota; Metazoa; Nematoda; Chromadorea; Rhabditida; Trichostrongylidae.
AUGAGAUGUGGCAUCGGCGGUAGAAUUGCACUGGAAAAGUAUGCACAAGAGCGAAAUCCAGCAAAAAGACUAGUGAAGUCUACUCAUGGCAUGGUAACCAAGAUCAAAAGCGAAGCUCAACUCUUUGCUCACUAUUCACUUCUAUCUCGAUGUAGCGCGUCAGAUAGCGUAACAAGCAACAGAUGUCCCAGCACAGUAUCACUAGAAAGAAUCAUCUAUGCCGACCAGUGCGUGGAAAAAGGUAUCGCCGUUGCAGCCAUAGUGGACAACGUCAACAGUCAACAACGCUUUGUCCAUCAGGACACAUCAAUAUACCAAUUCCCCUGCCUCCAAACUCCGGAUAUUGCGGAAGCAAGUGUUUCUGCCCGAAAUGGACAAAAACUUGCUCAUUCUACAAUGGACGAAAUAAGGAAACAUCACAAGCCAUCAACGUUCCCUCGUCGAUCUUCCAACUACAAACCGCCACACGUAUGCUCGUUUCACGGAUCAUCAAUGUGCUCAAGUUCGAAAAAAGUGGGAAUUUUUUAUCAGGUUGAACUCUAUGAUGGCACGACAAUAAUUGUACCGGAACUGCGCAUCACAACAAGGCAGUUUUUCAAUAAGGAAGACUACUACUGCUUCGACUACGAUGGAAAAUUGAUACCUAGUCCAGUUUCGAUCAAGGCAUCGAAGUCCGGAUCGCCGGCCUUCUGCCGAUAUCACACGUGCUCACAACCAACAGCUGGAUCUGUCUUCUGCACUUAUUACACACCCAUCACGACGCUUGAAUACGCGAACUCCUCCAUCGUAAUACGAGCCUGGGGAACUGUGCCAAAAGAGUAUUUCUCUCACAGAAGUACUGAAAGCUCAAAGGAAACUACUCGAUCCCUAGGAGGAAUAACUGUUGAAACGAUCAACACUUUGGAUGUACUCGAAAGCUGCAGCACAUCAACAUGCAUUUUCGUGAACAACUAUCAAUCCAACCAGCCGAUACUAUUUCCAACAUCAAUAGUGAUGUUCGAAUAUGAAGUCUCAAUCAAUGGAUGGCUCAACGGUGAAAGAAUACUCUCCUCGACAUUAAAGUGCCCUGGACAACCACUCUGCGAAACGCUCAACUGCAAAAUAUGCUGGGAGAAGAUAUACAAUUUCCAAUGCUGGACAACUACAGAAAUAGCAACGUCGGGAAUUCUCAUCAUUGCAGUAGUCCUCCUUCUCCACAUCUUCACACCGCUCUUCACACUACUCUACAGGAUUGGAAGAAAAUCGUUAUAUCUGCCCCUCGUCGCCGUAAAAACGACUGUCACCAUAUACAAGAGAUUUUCCGGGAGAAACCAGAGCUACCCAAUCGAAAGAUCACCGUAUCAACUAAGAAGGAGAAGAAGAAGACCAUAUGGAAUAGUGGCUACCAUCGUCUGUCUAGUCUCUACUGUCCGAUGCUGCUCCGAUAUAGAGAAACAUCAUACUGCACAAUCACCGAAAACGAAGAGAAAUGCAUAUACGGACAAACUACCCAGCUGCUCCUUCAACCGAUCAGGACAAGAAGCUUGUCUCCUACUCAAAAACAAGGAAAACCGAAUCAUGGCAACAGUUUCCAUACGACUGAAACAAAUCUCUCACAUCUGUAAACAGAAACCGAAUAUUUCACAAGAGAUUACGAGUUCUUCACGGAAUCCCGACAUCAGUGCUAUAACACUGAAAGCUGCAGAGGUAACACCUGCGCUACCUACAUCAUCCACGAUAUACCGAGUCUUUUCAUGCCCCACAUGGAGCAUCCAAGCAGAAGGAACCGUCACGCUAAGAACAGAAAGUUCUACUACUGCUCAACACUUCACUCUCCAGCCAGGAAUUCCUUUCACAUGGAAUAACCUUCGACUGACCUUUGCAGGUACAAUUCUACCAAAUCUUCCGAUUCUAUCAAGCUAUUUCAUAACGGACGGCAACAUCGUGACGCGAAUCGAACCAUCUCAGCAAGGACAACUUCUACCAAACUCCGCCGGUCAGUUACAAUGUAGAACAGAAGAAGAAGCAAAGUCUUUUGGGAGCUGCAUUUUCGCACAAUAUGCAUGUUCCUGUAACCCAAGAAAAUACGCAGUCACAUGCUCCUGUCCAAAUGGGACAACGUCGUCAUUUCUGCACAAUAAACAUAAUAAGCUUCCAGUAAUUACAGGUCAAGCAGCACUGAUAAAUGAGCGGCAAACCAUUAAGGCAAAAACAACAAUCGACUCUGCGCUCACAAUUCAGAUAUCAACGAACGAACUAGUCAUUGCUGCUAGCAUCAACAACAAUUCAUGUCAAGUACAUAUGGAGGAGCUGACAGGAUGCUAUUCCUGCACACAGGGAGCGAUUGCUAAUGUCUCGUGCAGGUCAUCAAUAAGUGAAGAAACGGCACAAAUUGAGUGUUCAGAUACAACCAGAAUCGUUCGCUGCACCCCAGAGGGAGAAAUUUCCACGGUGCGAUUCCACUUCAUCAACUCAAUGGUCAACGAAAACUGCACAGUCAGAUGUCCAGGAGGAAUUUCAACAGUCAUUCUGAAGGGACAACUCGCAUUCGUCAAUGAAGCAACUUUCAUCACAGAAAUGAUCACACCAAGGCGAUCAUUCAAAUCAUCCAGUAGUGGAUUUACCUUUGAGAACGUCUCUAAUUUUUUCUCAGAUAUCUUUGCAAAAAUACCAGGCCUUUUCGGAUUCUUUUCGAAUUUCAAAAUUGUAUGGACUUCCAUAUGUCUGUUUUUUCUGAUACUUUGUUUUCUCGCGAUAUACAAAAAAUACAAACAACUCACAUCCCACUCAGAACUGCCGAGCAAAGUUGUAAGAAAAAAGAAAACUAAAUAG